This is a messenger RNA of Brassica rapa (field mustard), 1662 nucleotides long. RefSeq lists its product as uncharacterized. Lineage: Eukaryota; Viridiplantae; Streptophyta; Magnoliopsida; Brassicales; Brassicaceae. The record is from RefSeq and is a predicted model, not a curated record.
GACAAUCGUUUAUGUGUUCCUAAUUGCUCUUUGAGAGAUCUAUUUGUCAGGGAAUCCCAUGGAGGAAGCUUGAUGGGUCAUUUUGGUAUAGCAAAAACUCUUAAAGUUUUGCAGGAUCACUUCUAUUGGCCGCAUAUGAAAAGAGAUGUGGAGAGAAUCUGUGGAAGGUGCACAACUUGCAAGCUUGCAAAGUCUAAGGUUCAACCUCACGGUUUGUAUUCUCCUUUGUCUAUUCCUACUCAUCCUUGGAAUGAUAUAUCUAUGGAUUUUAUUGUGGGAUUGCCAAGAACUAGGACAUGAAAGGAUUCUAUCUUUGUAGUUGUGGAUAGGUUUUUAAAAAUGGCACAUUUCAUUGCUUGCCAUAAAACUGAUGAUGCAUUGCAUGUUGCUAACCUGUUCUUUAAAGAGAUUGUGCGCAUUCAUGGCAUGCCUAAGACUAUAGUUUCUGAUAGAGAUACUAAGUUUCUUAGUUAUUUUUGGUAGACUCUUUGGUCUAAGCUAGGUACUAAGCUGUUAUUCUCUACUACAUGUCAUCCCCAAACUGAUGGGCAAACUGAGGUAGUUAAUAGAACUCUUGGAACUCUCUUGCGUGCAUUCAUUAAAAAGAAUCUGAAAUCAUGGGAAGAGUAUUUGCCUCACUGUGAAUUUGCUUAUAAUCAUGCUCAGCAUUCUGCUUCUAAGUAUUCUCCUUUUGAAAUUGUUUAUGGGUUCAAUCCCAUCUCACCUUUGGAUCUAAUGCCUUUACCUGAGUGUGAAAGGGUUAGUAUGGAUGGGAAAAAGAAAGCAGAAAUGGUGCAGCAGAUUCAUGAGCAGGCAAGAAGAAACAUUGUGGAAAAAACCAAGCAGUACACUAAAAGAGCAAACAAAGGCAGGCGUGAGAUGAUCUUUGAUGUAGGUGAUAAAGUGUGGGUUCACUUGCGCAAGGAGAGGUUUCCAAAUGAAAGAAAGUCUAAGCUCAUGCCGCGGAUUGAUGGCCCUUUUGAAGUCAUCCAGAAAAUCAAUGACAAUGCCUACAAGCUUGAUCUUCAAGAUGAGCUAGAUUUGAGGACAAAUCCUUUUCAAGAGGGAGGGGAUGAUAUGACCAUGGACCAGUCAAACAAAGAAGAUAAUGGGAGCAUGGAAGAUCCAGCUGAUGGAGGAGCUCUAGCCAUAUCUGAAGGUCCUAUGACUCGAGCCAGAAGCAAGCAACUCAAAGAAGCCAUUGGAGGAUUACUUAAGACAUCACUGAAGCAAGAAGAGAGUCUUGGAAGAAGCUUGAUCAACCAAGACACACUUACCACAAUUCAAGCCAUCUCAGCUCCAAGAUAGACAUCAAAUGAGCAAGUAACAUAUGUGUGCUCUUUUUCCCUAUCUUUGGUUUUGUCCCACUGGGUUUUCCAAAGAUAGGUUUUUAAUGAGGCCAUAUGUUGCUUUCCUAUCACUCAUUUGAUGAUCUCAGUUCAAGACUUUAUUUUAAUUAUUUAUCUUUGCUAGACUUGAGAAUUAAGCUGCCAGACUUGAGAAUUAAGCUGCCAGACUUGAAAGCCCUUAUAAGGUUUUAUAUGGGUUUUAUAAGGUUUAUUUUUAAGGCCCAUUUAGAGACCAAGGAGCCUGUUCCUUGCUUUCUCUAUAAAUAUGUGUCUGAAAACCCUAAUAGAGUUAUCCAAUCUUUAUUUCUAAACU